AUGGCCGCCAUGGCGCCCUUCUCCUCCGCCUCCUCCUCACACCCCCCUCGCCUACCCUCCAAAACCCUGGCGCCUCGUCAUUCCCGCCCGCUCCACCACAGGUCCCCGCCCGCCGCCUCGGCGCCGCGCCCGCGCCCGCUGCUCCUCUCCUUCCCCGCGCCCGCACGCCGCUGCGGCGCUGGACUCCGCGCUUCAGCCGCGCAGAAAAUCUCUGCUGAUUACCAGUUCGAUGAAGAGGAGGAGGAGGAAUACGACGGCGAAGAGGAGGAGGAGGAGGAGUGGGAGGUGGAUGAAGAUGAGGAGGAGAUGGACGUGGAGGCGAUGGAGGAGGAGGCCCGCGGUGCCGCCGCCGACCUCGCGAAACGCCUCGCUCGGGAGCUCCACAUCGAUGAUGAUGUCAGGGAGAAACGAAGAAACAUCAGGGAUAAGACAUCUGUGUCUAAACAUAUUCCAGAUAACCUUCUUCCGAAGGUGGCAAUUAUUGGGAGGCCGAAUGUUGGUAAAUCUGCGCUGUUCAAUCGUCUUGUCGGAGGCAAUAGGGCUAUAGUUGUUGAUGAACCUGGUGUGACAAGGGAUCGCUUGUAUGGACGAUCUUAUUGGGGUGAUCAGGAGUUUAUGGUUAUUGAUACUGGUGGGGUAAUUACUUUGUCGAAGUCUCAAGCAGGUGUGAUGGAAGAACUUGCUGUCACCACUACUGUUGGUAUGGAUGGGAUUCCUCUCGCUACUAGAGAAGCUGCUAUUGCAAGGAUGCCAUCAAUGAUUGAAAAACAAGCAGUUGCAGCUGUUGAUGAAGCAUCCGUCAUACUAUUCAUCGUGGAUGGUCAGGCUGGUCUUGUGGCAGCUGAUAUAGAGAUUUCUGAUUGGUUACGACGCAACUACUCUGACAAGUGUGUUAUACUUGCUGUCAAUAAGUGUGAAUCCCCACGGAAAGGGCAAAUGCAAGCAUUAGACUUUUGGUCACUAGGGUUUUCUCCUCUGCCAAUUUCUGCUAUUACUGGCACAGGAACUGGAGAUCUCCUUGACCAGGUGUGUUCAGAGCUGAGAAAAUUUGAGGGAUUGGAAGCAGUUGAAGAAGAGAAAAAUAAGGUUCCUGCUAUUGCCAUUGUGGGAAGACCAAAUGUGGGGAAAAGUAGCAUUCUAAAUGCUUUGGUUGGAGAAGAUAGAACAAUUGUGAGCCCAGUUAGUGGGACAACACGUGAUGCCAUUGACACUGAGUUUACUACAGCAGAUGGGGAGAAGUACAAAAUCAUUGAUACUGCUGGGAUCCGGCGCAGGGCAGCAGUUAUUUCUGCUGGCAGCACAACAGAAUCACUUUCGGUAAAGCGCGCAUUUCGAGCAAUUCGGCGCUCUGAUGUGGUUGCCCUUGUUAUUGAAGCAAUGUCCUGUGUUACAGAGCAGGAUUACAAAAUUGCAGAGAGGAUUGAGAAAGAAGGAAAGGCUUGUGUCAUUGUUGUGAACAAAUGGGAUACAAUCCCAAACAAGAACCAUGAGAGUACAACACAUUAUGAACAAGAUGUAAGAGAAAAGCUUCGCAUACUUGAUUGGGCACCUAUUGUCUACUGUUCUGCGACUAGUGGCGCCAGUGUUGAAAAGAUAAUUUCUGCUGCUGCUUUGGUUGAGAAGGAAAGGUCUAGAAGACUCGGCACCUCCAUUCUUAAUCAAGUUAUUAGAGAAGCUAUAGCAUUCAAACCACCUCCAAGAACAAGAGGUGGCAAAAGAGGUCGUGUCUAUUAUACAACACAGGCUGCCAUUGGUCCACCAACAUUUGUUUUAUUUGUAAAUGAUGCGAAGCUCUUCCCUGAUACAUACCGCCGUUACAUGGAAAAGAAACUCCGGUCAGAUGCUGGAUUUCCAGGCACUCCUAUUCGGUUAUUGUGGCGUAGCAGAAGGCGGCCAGACAAACGAGGGCAUGAAGCCUCCCUAAAUGCUUGCCACAAGUCAGCUCUAACACUGAUUUUAUUGAGGCGGUGGCAAUUGCCUGCUUCAAGAACCUGA
Miscanthus lutarioriparius is the source of this 1995-nucleotide messenger RNA. Lineage: Eukaryota; Viridiplantae; Streptophyta; Magnoliopsida; Poales; Poaceae. The record is from the annotation of a GenBank genome assembly.